UCUCUCUCUCGCUGUCUCACUCGCGGAAGUACAUCCAGAGUUUCCGUACUGCGUACUACGAAGGCGAGAGACGGGCAAUUUAUGCAUGAACAUUUUCUCCGUCUCUCCGUGUUUCCUCGCGGCGCGGCUCUAUUCUUCUUUAUUUAUUGCCCCGUGACGCUGCGGCGAACACAAAGCAAGCCACGCGCCUCGUAUAAAAGCGUGUGGCGUUAGGAUGGAAAUAGACGUAGCUAUAUCCUUCGUAAUCAUGUGUAAAGCGUGUGUCCUGCAGUGCUGGCGGGGGUGGACGUAUGACCGAGUGAUAAGGGUGACGCUUAUACCGGUCCACAGUAGGUUGAAAAUACAUACGGAAAUGUGUGCUCGUGCCCCGCGAAAGGUCUUUGCGCUGAAUAAUUUAAAAGCGGCUGUGAUCGAUUCGCAGGUGAGCCGCAGGGAGGAGACGCGACGCGGACUAUUCCGGUCGACCUCGAUUGCCAUUCGAUCGAAUCGCGCAAUUAUACUGCAUAAUUUCGAAGCGCGUCUCUCUCCGUGUUACGUAUCUCGCGGACGAUUAUCUUUCCAAGCAGCGGCUCGUCGCUGAAAGCGCGAAAUAAUAUUGACAAACCGCGGGAAACGAACGCGAAUUGUCAACUCGGAGCUCGCGAGAGUCGCCAACGCGAUGUCUCGCGCGAUGAUUUCGCGCGAUAUUUCUAUUUAUAUUUCGCAGAAGAGCAGACGGAUAUACGUUCUCUUUAACCUCUUUGGGAGAUUAUGUCGCUCGAAGUGCUUCGCUUCGUUUUCCGGAAGACCGUUGCUCGCGUCCGUCAUUUCAUACAUCCAAUUUCGCUUUACGGCGCGGCCGAACACGCCGCGUUUACUUACUGCAGAGAUCGCGUAUUUUCCUGCGCUGAUCGAUACAAAAAAAGUUGAUGUUGAUACGCGCGCUAGAUUCGAGUUGCGUGCGCCGAUCCCGUAAAUGAUAGGCAAGAGAAAGAGAGGGGCAGGAGAGAGGAAGGGUGCGUUUGUGGAAAGCCGCAUAAAACGGAGGCGCCACAUCGUCUGAGGCUGGCGCUCGAUAAAACUACGUUACAUUACGUGCGAACGCCAUGCGAGGCUUAUUAUUUCCCCCGCCCCCCCCCUCCCUCCGCUCUCCCCCGCGUUUCUUCCCCCGCGCUCCGUUUCUUCCCCUCCCUUCGCUCUUCCAGUCGUCAAACUGUCACACUGGCUGCGAAGGUCAUUAAGCGAAACUGUGUCACAAUAGCAAUAGCGGCGGUCCCGUUUUGUACGAGCGGGAAAGUGGAUCACGCAUCGCGUGAUUCCCGCCGAAAUUUUGCCAUCACAGAGGAAAAUCCCUUCGACAAGGAAAGAUCAGAUAGGUCUUACUCGAGGACCUCGGCAGGGGGAAGCCCGAGAGGGAAUUACAUUUACAACGGGACUGUACAUUUACAUGUUCGGGGGAGGGGGUGGAAAGUUUCACGAGAUCCUCCGGGCGAGAGAUGUGAGCACGCCGAUAUUACGCAAAGGAUAUUACACAAAGGACACGUCUCUCGUAAAAGUUUACGAGAGACCCCCCCUCCCGCCCUCGGAGAGCAGACCGCCGCGGAAAUUAUUUUCCGGACUGAUCCGCGACGGUCGUAAAUGCAGGAUCACGCAAAUAAUACCGCGCCGUACCGGUGCACCCUCCGCCCGCGAUCGGGGGUGCGGCGGGGGUGGGAGAAGAGAGAAACAGAAGACGAAGAAGACGGGGGAAGAAAGUUGCAGCGCGGCGCAGUCGAUUAUUUUAAUCGAGCGCAUGAAAACGGACGACGGUUGUCGACCUAGUUUCGCCGUCGCACUACAGGUCUCCAUGGAACUUUGCAUAAGCCGUCAUCCGCGACGCGUAUACAUAUAUAAUCCCACAUUCAUAUCGAGUGAACGCAGCUGGGGAAUUAUUCCCCGUUUCGUACUCCCUUGUACUUCGCUUUAGCCUACUUUAGCCUCGGUGGCCGGUCUCGCUGCGAUCCGCGCGGCGCGGCGCGGCGCGACACACUUCGCCACUUCGCCGAAGAGAGGUACGGGGACGAGCGUGCGACUCCGCGCUUCUGCUCGUCGGCGAGGUCUGGUCGAAUUUCAAUUCCAACGAGCUCGAAUUUCAAUUCCAGCGAGCUCGAUCUCUCUCGGGAUGGCGAGCUGGCGUCGAGCCGAUUAACUCGCGGAGAGCGCGAGAGCGAUGCUUUUCAGCGCCUUAGACUGGGUGAAGGAAGUGACACGACGCUUGGUCGCCGACGAUUACGAAGAAGAAGAAGAAGAAGAAGAAGAAGAAGAAGAAGAAGAACAAAUGAAGAAUCUAGAAGAAGAAGAAGAAGAAGAAGAAGAAGACUGUGAGGCGUCUCCAUCUCGUUGACAUCGUGACGACCAGCGGCCAGAGGAAAUCGAGACGGGGACUCAGAGGCUCGCCUCGCGCGCGGCCAACUCGGAAUCAAAGACUCAGCAGCACCCUGCCGCGGUCGCUCGCUCGCAGGCCAUGAAGAGGCCUGCGUCUGCGAUUUCCCGGCGCGCAGCCCGGCCGCGCGGACGAGCGCGCAGAUUUCACGGGGAGAACUCGGGGGAAAUCCGGCGGCAGAGCACGGCUCGGCCGCCAUCUCUGGUGAUCAGGCCGCAUCAUCCUCUCCCGCGAGCGUCUUCGGGGUUCGCACCGGGUGACGUCAACUGCGGUAACGCGCGCGCGGCGCCGUUGCAGUUUCGCGACGCGCAGCCGCGCGGCGACGCGAUCAAUGCGCGUCCCCGCGCGACGGCUCCGUUGGCGCAUACUGCACGCGGCUCGAGGCGGAACAUGCGCGCGGGUGGACUCGUCCUGCGGUAAAAAGGAGAGCUUCCUCGCGCGGAAGUCUGACGUGGUGGACGUGGCCGAGGCAAUGCGUACGUGAACCGUCCGAUGAGUUCGUGAGUCGUCGCGAGAGUUGACGCGAGCGGCGCCGAGUGCGAGACUUGCGACGGCGGCCGGAAGCAGCUCACGCAAGAGCUGCGCCGAGUUACAACGUCGAGCUGCCAAGACGAGAGUCGACGCGACGCAGAGCUGCGGAGAGGACGCCUCCUCGCGCGAGCGACACGUUCGCUCCGCACGAUGUAGAGACCAGGAGCGAGCAGGGAGCAGGUCUGGCAAGCGCUUGGUCUCCGAGCUGUUUCGACAGCUCCACCCUUACACAGUCGGCCGAUCGUUCGUCACCCUCUGCCUCUCUCGUUGCCUUUCCCCACUCCUGCCUGCGCGCCUAGCGAACGACCACGGUGAGAUUCGCCGAACGAUAGAGCACGGUUUCGACUUAUAUAACAGCUCGAGGCGAGCACGGUGCGAGCACCGUUUGAGGAUCUCGAUUCGUCGUGUGUCUUGUUGAAGUGUUGAAGACGGACUGGAGAGCGAUCUCUCUUCCGACAGUUUGAAGCACCGAUCACCGAGUUGUCGAGGAGCAGCGACCGAGCGGAAGAGCGGAAGUGUGAAGGAGAUACUUUGCGGGUAUUCACACGAGCUUGAAGCUUGAGAGACUUUGAGAGAGAAGAACACAAAGUGCGCGUGACAGCAGCGUGACGAUCAACAGCUGUGCCUGCGUAGGAUGAGAAGAGGCGCAGCUAGACGCGGCUAGCUAGUUCGGGCUUCGAGCGAACGAGCGAGCAACCUACCGCGGGCAGGAUGCCGAGACCAGUGCCGGUGGAGAACCUGGUGAUACCGCCGCAGGAUGGCCGCAUCUGCGGCACGAUCUGCAUCUGCCAGAUGACGGCGGUGCUGUCGUCGGUCGCGCUGGUCUACCUGACGGUCGCGAUCUACAUGCCGAGCACACGGGCCUUUCAGUCGGGCAUCAGCGAGGUGCCGGUGAUGUGCACGACGAUACGCGCGGUGAACGCCGACAAUUGCGACUGGGGCAGCUGCGGCGAGUGGUGCCUGUCCAAGACCUCCGGGCCGUGCGUGCAGAUCCACGUGAACCUACGCAGGAACGGCUCGACGAUCCUGCUGGCGAACUGCACCAACACCACGAACAAGACGUGCUACGGCAUCGACCAGGAGAACGCGAAGAAGUCCAAGUGCAUCGCCGACGAGUGCCGCAACCUCACCGGCACCUUCAACUGCUCCGCCGGCACCUGCAUCAACAUCACCGACGCCUUCGAGUGCAUGUUCCACGACACGGACCCGCCGCUCAAGUGCUCCGGCCGCCGCGGCAAGAUCACCUGCAUCGACAUAGACGGCCUGUUCAACUGCAACCGCGGCACCUGCGAGCGCAUCAGGACGCCGUACAACUGCGACCGCAGGUGCGUCGACAUCCCGACCAGGAACAAGAACAUGAUCCUGCUGAGCGGCGACAAGGUCUACCUGAGCCAGUGCGAGCGCGCGAUCGACGUGGAGACCAACCGGGAGAUCUGGCACGAGGACCGCGGUGACGUCAUGAUGGCGUCCUGCUACGGGAUCUUCAACUCCACCUUAGGCGUGGAGGCGGUCGACUGUAUCAACGGCUCCGUCCUCGAGAAGGACCUGCUGACCGACCUCACCAACUUCACGUACCUGUCCUACCUGAACAUAUUCGCCACCAAGCCGCUGGACGCCGACAAGUUGGUCGCGCCGCCGGAGCAGAGCCUGAUCAUCGCCAACGAGAGCCGGCUGUUGAUCAAUCUCGAGGGAUGCGUCAACACCCUGCGGGACGAGUGCAAGGAGUUCCUCCACGAGUACGGCAAGGACGGCUCCGACCAUAACGCGCGCGCCAGGUUCCCGUGUUACUACGCCGAGGACAACACGGACGUCGUCGUGUCGCGCUUCAAUCUACAGACGACCUACAAGGAGUUCCUCAUCGCUCUACUGCUGCCGAGUAUCUUGUUCGUCGUCAGCUGUCUCACUCUGAUCUUCUGUCAGAGGACAGUCGUCGUCGGGGACGACGCUAAAAUGAGGUUCAAGGGCACGCCCGGCACGCUGGUCUCGAUUGAGAAGAGCGCGUCGGGCAACUUAGGGGAUGCUGGCGGAGGAGACUCCGUCAUGGCGCUCUGAGAUCCGUCACGCAUUCCCCUCCUGGAGGAGAGUCCGGCUCGUCAGUCGAUAUUCUCCCUGCGCGGGCAUUACUGAGGUGUGGGGAGGGGGGGAACGCGUGAUUAAAAUUCUCAUCUUGCAAUUUGACGAGGCGAA
Molecule: messenger RNA, 5119 nt
Organism: Harpegnathos saltator (Jerdon's jumping ant)
Lineage: Eukaryota; Metazoa; Arthropoda; Insecta; Hymenoptera; Formicidae
Gene: Teh3
Product: tipE homolog 3 phospholipid transfer protein
Exons: 2
Coding region: 3644-4984 (446 amino acids)
Biological process (GO): regulation of sodium ion transport
Cellular component (GO): plasma membrane
Molecular function (GO): sodium channel regulator activity
Source: RefSeq, a predicted model, not a curated record